UAACACACUCAUUAACAGAACAAAUAAAUAAAAAAGACAGAAAAAUAAACAAUAUAAAACAUGGAUAUAAUCUCGACAAACAAUCUAUGGAUGUGUGUGUGUGUUUGGGGGAAGUGGUUUACGUGUUAGUGUGUCUGUGUUCAUCUAAGAAUUUUUCGUGUCACGUGGUCUCGCCAGAAGCUAGAUGGCGGAAAGCGUGCUUCAAGCACAUUCACAUUCACAUUCAAUGAAUGAAGCAAGUAAAAACAAAAAGCAGGACUACGUGACGACAGAGGGACACUCCCGACAGUCCGGAAAGGUGCCUGCCAAUGGGUAUCCGCCGGCUAGGCGGCGCGUGUGGCGCAAGCCCAGACCCCAGACCCCAGCCCCUGGCCACCUCACGCCCGAGCCUGCAUGCACGUGCAAGCGUCCGCGCGGCCGCCGGUGUCUGCGACCCACACCGUCACAUACCUACAUCGUCUGUCGUCGACGUCGCGGCCACCAUCUGCCCACCAGCUACGGGCGCGACCAACUGGCAUCCCCGCUUGGCGUCGGUGGGCCGGAGGUGGCGGUGCAUCCAGUGGGCGCCGGGUGGCAGGCGAGGCUAAGUGCCAAGUGCCGUGCGCUCGGGGCUCCAGCAGCUGCAGACACAGACAGAGAGAAGGAACCCUGCUUGCUCUGUGAGCCUCUCCAUGCUCCACCUACUGGCUUACACCGCGCGGGAUGAUGGUCCAUCUGGAAGCUUAUGUGUUACUUCUCCAAGUAAACCUACCACAACAUGUUGUCGGUCCUUGCUGAUUGUUUGACGUGUCAAUAUUGACAAGACACAAAGUGUUUGUUUUAAGUUGGUGUCAAUUAAACAUCGCCGUGAAGUUUAUCUGUUUAUGAGAGACUAUAUCGACGACAGCCGUCCAUGCAAGAUUUGUCCGAAAAUAAUUUUCAAAAGCAGAUUGCGAGCAUCAUUGAAGCUGGGAAUACACUUUCAUCUCCACGUGUCCGGAGCCACAUUUACCACAAGGACGCGAGACCGUGAGGACAAGACUGGAGUACUGUGGUCAUACGAGUGUUGUGUGUGUGUGCUCGUGAGGCUCGUGAGGCUCGUGCAUCCUGUCGGCGAUGUUGCCCGACAACGUGGAUCGCUUCUUGAAGGUGAACGAUGAGUUCUGCUGCGGCUACAGGUUGAUGUGGGAUACGAACACUAUCACAAACGUUACCCAAGCCCACAUCUCGGACCUGCAAGACGCGCGGCUCCACGCACACGUCACCUGCGACCUCAAGACAGACAACUUGGUGACAGGGGCAGACAACUCCACGCGAGGGGUUGAUUACGACUUCCUGCUGAACGUAACGGUGCACGACAUUUACAAUGUGACCUUUACCUGGCAGUCGCGGGAGGGGCUGUUGAGGGAGUACCUGGGGGAUAAGCACAUCUCACUUCCGGCCGUCGUGCUGCUGACGUCACUGUACACCAUCAUCUUCCUGUCGGGCGUGCUGGGCAACGUGUGCACGUGCAUCGUCAUCGCGCGCAACCGAAGCAUGCACACGGCCACCAACUACUACCUGUUCAGUCUGGCAGUCUCCGACGUCCUCACACUUCUGCUCGCACUUCCGCCGGAAAUGUCCACCAUAUGGGAGGCCUACCCCUGGCGCUUCGGCAGCGGCUUCUGCAUCAUGAAGUCGUUCGUGUCGGAGAUGACAGCCUACGCCUCUGUUCUGACCAUCACGGCCUUCACGGUGGACAGGUACGUGGCCAUCUGCCACCCGCUGAGGUCGCAGACCAUCUCGAGCCUCGCACGUGCCAGCAAGAUCAUCGUCCUGGCCUGGGCCCUGGCCUGUUGCUGUGCCCUCCCCUACCCGGUGUACACCCGAAUGUUCUACGAGCUUCAGGAUCCGUGCACCGGACAGGACCUUGACGACGCUUUGCUGUGCAACAUCCCGUCACCAUGGCGACACGACGCCCAGUACCUCUUUCAGUUCUCGACCUUCGCCUUUUUCUUCGUGCCUAUGGUGCUCAUCUCCAUCAUGUACAUCCUCAUCGGCCUGGCCCUGUCGGCCACCCAGCGCAACACCGACGGCAAGAAGAACAAGGCGGCGGUGGUGGCGGCCACCAAGGCCAGGAAGGCGGUCUUGAAGAUGCUCGUUGCCGUGGUGAUUGCAUUCUUUAUCUGUUGGGCGCCUUUUCACACACAACGCUUGAUGACCAUCUACGUCCCAGCCAACGCCUGGACCCCGGAGCUGAUGCGGAUACAAACUUUUAUCUUCUAUACCUCAGGCGUUCUUUACUUCUUUAACUCUACGGUCAACCCGAUCUUGUACAACCUCAUGUCCACCGAUACCGGAAGUUCUUUAAACGUACCCUGUACCGCUUGUCUGCGCAUGCGUCGAGCAGAGUACGCAGAGACCAGCAUCUUCCGGUCGACACCGCAGUCCACCACGGCGUCCGUGUACACCAACAACAGGCUGCUGGUGCGAACUCGCCAACAGAACAACGGCACGUGCUGCGAGGUCGAGAGUUCAACGGUAUGAUGGACCUGCUUCCUCCAGCCUGGUGACGUGGACUACUUCGUGUGACGUACGUCACUGCUCCGCGGCUCGUGCUGCUGCUUGGCGGAGCGUGACGGCGUGUGACGUGGCCCCAAGGUGAAAGGGCGACUAAGGAAGACCACCAGCAUGCCGACCCUUGACUGGUGACCUCUUCAACGACUUGACCCUCAACCUGCCUCGCGAGGGUUCGGGCUGUGUUGUGUUUCCUGGAAUUUUGCCGAAAGUUACAUCAGGAAGUCAAAAGAAAAGUGCCGGAAUUUUUUUUUAAAACGGCAGUGUGUCUGUAAUAUUUUACAAACAAGCGAACAGACAUGGUUAGUGACUUCAAAGAAUUAUUUUCUAUUUUGACAAACGUUAUAAUUUUUAGGUUAAAAAUAAAUGUCUUAAACAGACAGGAGAUGAUGACUUUAAAGCAUGAUGCUAGGUAUAACGUCCAAUGCAAUCAAGAAGAGUUACUAAUUAAUUUAAAUCGUAUUCUGGAAAAACUCAUACUUUACAAUUAAGCAUUUAAAGCAUAGGUUUCAUUUGGGUUAUGGAGAAGCUAUCGUUUAGAAGUAGUUGUUGAAAAGUUUGUUCAACAACUUGAAGUGAUAAACAUAUUCACGAUGGCAGAUCCUCAGUGUCUAAUCUGAGCUUGGUGUAGCUCUAUCUCCAGUUCAUGUGAAAACAAACGAAUGGGAAAUAUAAAAGAAAGAAUCAUGUCUCUAGCUCGUUUGUGUUCUCUACAAGUCUACAUGCGCUCAAGGGUCUUGCUAAAUGGUUGGAUGAAUGGAUAUGAUAUGAUACAUGAUCAUUUUUGUGGAUGGACAGAUGACAGUAGUGUUUGUGUGUUUUCUUUCUUUCUCUCUGAUAUGUUAAAUAAAAUACAUCAGCGUACGUACACACACACAUGCAGAACAUAUAGAAAGAUAUAAAACAUGCACACGAGUACCAACACAACAACACACUUUUAUUUCUUUUUCUCUUUCCUUUUCCUUGUUGUUCUGUGUGUGGCAUCUGUUUACAGGGCUGGCUGCUCAGCCAUGAUAUAAACAUAGUGACUGACUCAUCGUAAAACACAAUUUACCACUUUCCUCCAUUUUACUGAGGCACGAAGAUAUAAUUUUAUCUGUUAUAUUAUCUUGGUAUUCAUCAAAAAAAAAAAAAAGAUAAACAUUGGGACUCGUCUGCGUCCAUCGCUUCUGGGAAAUAAAGUGAAUACUGUGUUUUAAAUAACCAUCGCCUUUCUGUAGUCUUCUUCCUACCCUGACAACAAAAUGAACUCUAAACUUACUGAAGUUCAUAAAUACCUAGAGCACCGACAAACUGUCUUGUCCGUUGUCACUAAGGUGUGUAGGUUGGAAUUAAAGACAAACACAUACAAAUGUUUAAUGGUGGACAACUUAAAAGUCAAUCCUUCCCCCAAAAAUUUUAGUUUGUGGCAAACAAUAGUUACCGAAAUAUAAAUAACAACAUUUUUGAGUACCUUUGUGGCCGAUCGUUUUACAAACUUUAGUGAUAAUUCUAUCAAGGGAGUUGUAGUGAGACAGAAGUGGAGCGAACUGAGCUUUGUGAGUAUAAAACCUCUUGACAGUGUCAAUCUAGACGAUCAUUCAUCUGUCACGAAGUUUGCCUCAAUAUCUGUGGAAACAUAAAGAGUAACUUUCCGGACCUUAUUUUUUAUAUCUGACUAAUUAAUAAAAAGUAUAAGAUGAUGGACUUUUCUCGAAGGAAUUUUGAGGGGACAUUUCAGACGAGCCUGCACUCUAACAGUGACAACAGAUUUUAAAUGAUUUCCUUCUUCUGUUCUUGAAUUUUCCGUUUCUUUUCAGUCCUGUAAGAUUGCCAUUACCAUCUUAAGAUUUGAGAAUCUACACUUUAAUAUGGACCAAAGCGGCAGUUGGUAAACUGUAAACCAAAUAAACUCUGUGUGAAAGUGUGAAGAACUUACAAAGAGAUAUAUACAUGUCACCGGAAGGACAGUGCCAGGGGGCAAACCUUGGUGUUUACCACUCUACUCAUUUCUCUACUAAUAUAGUCUACCCUACCCGGGUGUCGUGGUGUAUAUAGACAAGUCCCACAUUUGUGAAAGUCUGCGACUUCCAGGAACAGAAUAAAGUUCUCAGAAAAUUAUUUUCUUGAUCUUGUUACUGAAAGCCGAUCUGAACAUUAGUUUACACAAAGUUGAAGUGAACAGGACAGAAGCUUGACAAGACAUUUGGACACUUUCCCUGAAGUCAACCAUGCAUGAAAUCACUGAUAGUUUUAAAAUACAGUAACUUACUUAGACUACUGUGGAACUACUGUGAUUAUUGCAAUACACAUUAACAUUAGUUUCAAAUUACAAGUCAUCUGAUACAUCCUGAAAAUAUAGAUAUGUUUUCUUCUAGAAAUAAGAGUGGCAAUUACCAAUUCUUAAGUACAAAUGUUUUAUUUUUUAUGUUUGUUUGCCAUUUGUUUAUUUCUCAUGUUUUGUUCCGAGCAAAACUGAGGCUGUUGCUGUAUGGAAGUGAUGACAACAUUCUGUUUUCUCUGUAAACAUCCGGUGUCCUUCAACAUAAUUACAUACUUUAAAAUAUCAGGUGUGUCCAUGAAAACAAACAGUUGAGCGCGUGGUGAGAGAGAAGGUGAGAGCCAUUCCUGUGUGCUCUGUUAAAUGUUAAAACAUAUUUAUAAAUCCAAAUACGUGUUGUUUAUCCGAGGAAAAUAUUAUAAUUAUAUAUGACAUGCGGUGUACAAUUUGUGGUAUAUUCCAAAAUGCUCUCAUGAAUUGUUUUUUUCAGUUCUCUCAUGUUAUAAUGACAUUGUUAUCAAAUCUCCGAAACUCGUGUUGACCUUUGACAUUAUGAUGUUCAGUCGUUUUGUUGAUAACUGGCUCAUCUACUUUUUCUCUGCUCUUUCAAGAGUUAUUUGUUAAGUAUUAUGUGUUAUUCAUUAUUUGUAAUGUUUUAAUUGUGAUGCAUCUGUAUUUUUGUUUGAUUAAUUUAUUUUGUCUGACAAUAA
This is a messenger RNA of Pomacea canaliculata, 5505 nucleotides long. RefSeq names its product pyrokinin-1 receptor-like. Gene Ontology annotation, molecular function: neuromedin U receptor activity. Gene Ontology annotation, biological process: neuropeptide signaling pathway. The record is from RefSeq and is a predicted model, not a curated record. NCBI's taxonomy places the organism in Eukaryota, Metazoa, Mollusca, Gastropoda, Architaenioglossa, Ampullariidae. Gene Ontology annotation, cellular component: plasma membrane. The transcript has 6 exons. Bases 1096 to 2505 code for a protein of 469 amino acids.